UUUGUGGCGCAUGCGCAGUGUUGUCGAAAAGUGGCGCGCGGACUAGUGCGAGAAGCUUUCGGUUAAAACAGACGCGCUGUUUGGACAUUUGUUUUGCUAUAUCGUAUGUGUUUGUAUAAAGAGAGACACACCUCUAAUAGACUUAAUAACAAUGUGGAAUCAAGGAAGCUACGGGGAGUCCGGCGUCGGGAGGGGAUACACUCAGUCCCCGGGGGGCUUCGCGUCCCCCGCCGCUUCCCAGGGAGGAGAAAAAAAGGGGAGAACACGGGCCCAGCAGAUUGUCCCCUGCACGGUUUCCCAGCUGUUGUCUGCAGUGCAGGCUGAGGAUGUCUUCAGGGUAGGAGAAGUAGAGGUCGCUCAGGUCACUGUGGUGGGGAUCAUUAGGAACACAGAGAAGUCCAUGACAAACAUCCAGUACAAAGUCGAUGACAUGACUGGGCCUCCCAUGGACAUCAAACAGUGGGUGGACACAGAGGACCCCACUAUGGAGAGCACAGUUAUCCCUCCUGGAACCUAUGUUAAAGUCUACGGAAACCUUCGCUCCUUCCAGAAUCACAAGACAGUGGUGGCUUUCAGCGUGAGGCCUCUAGAGGACAUGAACGAGAUCACGUCACACAUGCUGGAAGUCAUACAGACACACAUGUUGCUCAGCAAGCCGCAGGGCAUGAUGGGUGGAGCGGGAGGAGGAAUGAACAGCGGUAUGGCCCGCCCGGGUAUGGCUAGCAUUAGUGGAGGCUACUCUGGAGCUAUAGACAUGUCCAACAACGGCCUGAGCCCCAGUCAGAACCAGGUGUUGAGCUUGAUUAAGAGCUGCCCAGACCCACAAGGCAUCAGCAUCCAGGACUUGAAGCUCAGGCUCAGUGGCAUGAGCAUCUCCGUCAUCAAACAGGCUGUGGAGUUCCUCAGCAACGAGGGCCACAUUUUCUCCACUAUUGAUGAAGACCACUUCAGAUCCACAGACAAUGAUGACUGAAGCACUUGGAUUUGACCCAUAUCCUCUCAAAAGGACUCCAGUAUUAAAAAGAUGGUGUAUCUCAGUCUGAGCUCGGUGACUUGUGGUAUCAGGAUGAUUCUGUAGGAGGCCUCACCUGUGUGAAUUGAUUUGUUUUGGUGUAAAAUGACAGCUUAAUGAAGAGCUCGGGGUUUACCCAGGAUUUACAGAAACAGGUUAUCUCAACAUAGUGUCCAUUCCCCAGAAUUGAUCUUAUCCGGUCUUUUUGACCAUACUAGAAAAUUAGUCUCCUAAUAGCAGCAAUAUGUAUGAAACUGUUCUUUUG
Molecule: messenger RNA, 1277 nt
Organism: Scleropages formosus (Asian bonytongue)
Lineage: Eukaryota; Metazoa; Chordata; Actinopteri; Osteoglossiformes; Osteoglossidae
Gene: rpa2
Product: replication protein A2
Exons: 9
Coding region: 152-973 (273 amino acids)
Biological process (GO): nucleotide-excision repair; double-strand break repair via homologous recombination; DNA replication
Cellular component (GO): nucleus; site of double-strand break; DNA replication factor A complex
Molecular function (GO): single-stranded DNA binding
Source: RefSeq, a predicted model, not a curated record